AUGGCCGUCUCCCCGCUCGUCGUCCCUCCCACUGACGCCCUCCACCCGCCGCCGCGACAAGCCUCGUCGCCCCUCAAGAAAGCUUCGGCCACGCCCUCCGCAAAUGGCACACCCGUGCCGGCGCGCCCCAGCAUGGCGGCGGCGGCAGCAGCAGCAGCAGGCAGCUCGUCUAUAGUGGUGCCGCACGCCCACGCCCAUGCCCAUGCCCACAGCCACCACCGCGUCCGCGACCUCGCCGAGCAGAUGAACGAGGACGAGAAGAAGAAGUACGUCAAGGGCAAGAAGCUCGGUGAGGGAACCUACGCCAACGUCUACCUCGGCCACGAGCGCCGCGACCCCUCGGUCCUCGUCGCCAUCAAGAAGAUCAAGGUCCAGAAGGAGUACGAGGACGGCAUGGCGCCCGACGCCGUCCGCGAGCUCAAGCACCUGCAGGAGCUCAGCCACCCCAACAUCAUCUCGCUGCUGUCCGUCUUCAGCUCCAAGAGCCAGAACCUCAACCUCGUCCUCGAGUACCUGCCCCUCGGCGACCUCGAGAUGCUCAUCCGCGACGUCGACGGCGUCCGCUACGGCGCCGCCGACAUCAAGGCCUGGAUGGGCAUGCUGUCCCGCGCCGUCUGGUUCUGCCACGAGAACUUUGUCCUCCACCGCGAUAUCAAGCCCAACAACCUGCUCAUCGCCGCCGACGGCGAGGUCAAGCUGGCCGAUUUCGGUCUCGCCCGUUCCUUCUCCGACCCCUACCGCGUCAUGACCAGCAACGUCAUCACCCGCUGGUACCGGCCCCCCGAGCUCCUCUUCGGCGCCGAGCACUACUCGGGCGCCGUCGACAUAUGGUCCGUCGGCACCGUCUUUGCCGAGCUCAUCAUCCGCAACCCCUACCUCCCCGGCAACACCGAGGUCGAGCAGAUCAGCCUCAUCUGCCGCGCCAUCGGCACCCCGACCGAGGAGAACUGGCCCGGCGUCAGCAAGCUGCCCCAGUUCACCCUGCCCUCCGAGGUCACCCCGCUGCAGGGCCGCGACUCCUUCAUGGGCAUGUUUGGCACCGUCGGCAGCGACGGCGUCGACCUCCUCAUGAAGACGCUGGUCCUCGACCCCAACAAGAGGAUCACGGCCCGCGAUAUGCUGCUGCACAACUGGUGGCGCGCCGACCCCAAGCCCACGCGCAAGGAGGACCUCCCUAAGAAGGGCGGUGGGCAAGAGAAGCUCGGCGCGGACCUAAAGAGGCCGCCGGGAAUCGUCGACGAGGACCGCGGCGCCAAGGUCGCGAGGAAGCUGGACUUUGGAGCCAAGAAAUGA
Molecule: messenger RNA, 1293 nt
Organism: Thyridium curvatum
Lineage: Eukaryota; Fungi; Ascomycota; Sordariomycetes; Thyridiales; Thyridiaceae
Exons: 1
Coding region: 1-1293 (430 amino acids)
Biological process (GO): protein phosphorylation; positive regulation of transcription by RNA polymerase II
Cellular component (GO): transcription factor TFIIK complex; transcription factor TFIIH holo complex; cytoplasm
Molecular function (GO): ATP binding; RNA polymerase II CTD heptapeptide repeat kinase activity; cyclin-dependent protein serine/threonine kinase activity
Source: RefSeq, a predicted model, not a curated record